AUGUCCUCCUCCCUCCCAGCCGUCUCGCCGCCGCUACCCAGCACAAGCGCCGCCGACUCCUUCCACCUCCUCCCCGAGGCUUCCAAGUCUGGCAGCGCAGAGACGGAGCUGUACCAGCAGCAAAUCAACCAGGUCAAGGAAUGGUGGGCCAGCCCGCGCUACAAAGGCAUCACCCGCCCCUACUCCCCAGAAGAUGUGGUCAGCAAAAGAGGCACCCUGCAGCAGGUCUAUCCCUCGAGCUUGAUGGCGAGGAAGCUGUUCAACCUGCUCGAGGAGCGUGCGGCGGAGGGCCAGCCCGUACACACCAUGGGCGCCAUCGAUCCCAUCCAAAUGACACAACAGGCGCCGCAUCAAGAGGUGCUCUAUGUCAGCGGUUGGGCCUGCUCCAGCGUCUUGACCACCACCAACGAAGUCUCCCCCGACUUUGGCGACUACCCUUACAACACCGUCCCGAAUCAAGUCCAGCGGUUGUUCAAGGCGCAGCAGCUUCACGACCGCAAGCACUUUGACGAGCGCAUGCGGAUGAGUCAGACAGAGCGGGAGAGGAAGCCAUUCGUGGACUACUUGCGGCCCAUUAUCGCCGAUGGCGACACGGGUCACGGUGGGCUCAGCGCCGUCCUCAAGCUCGCCAAGCUCUUUGCCGAGAAUGGAGCGGCAGCGGUACAUUUCGAAGACCAGCUGCACGGCGGCAAGAAGUGCGGUCACCUGGCUGGAAAGGUCAUCGUUCCCGUCGGCGAUCACAUUAACCGCCUCGUCGCCACACGUUUCCAGUGGGAUCUGAUGGGAUGUGAGAACCUCGUCAUUGCCCGUACUGAUAGUGAAAGCGGCAAGCUCCUGAGCAGCGCCAUCGACGCACGGGACCACGAAUACAUCCUGGGCGUUACGGAAGAGGUUGAACCACUGGCAGAAACGCUCCAGGUCAUGGAAAUGGAAGGCGCCAGCAGCGAGGAAAUCAACUCCUUCGAAGCGCAAUGGGUCAAGAAGCACAAAAUGGUGACGUUUGACGAGGCGGCCGAAGCCCACAUCAAAUCCACCGGCAACAAUCCCCAGAAAUACCUCGAUGAGAUGAAAUCCAACCGCAACACGCCCCUGCACAAACGCCGGAAACUCGCCGCCGACAUCGCCGGCAGCCCCGUGACCUUCAGCUGGGACAUUCCCCGCACACGCGAAGGCUUCUACCACUACAAGGCCGGUAUCCCCGCCGCAACGAAGCGCGCAAUCGCCUUUGCCCCCUACGCCGACCUCCUCUGGCUCGAGACCGCCGACCCGUCUGUGGAAAAGGGCGCCGGCUUCGCCAGGGAGAUCCGCGCCGCCUACCCGGGCAAGAAACUCGUCUACAACCUCUCGCCAUCCUUCAACUGGUCCGCCCACGGCUUCUCCGACGCCCAGCUCAAGUCCUUCAUCUGGGACCUCGCGAAAGAGGGCUUCACCCUGCAGCUGGUCUCCCUCGCGGGCUUGCACUCGACAGCCACCAUCACGCACGAGCUGGCCAAAUCGUACAAGACGGAGGGCAUGAAGGCGUAUGUGGAUAUCGUGCAGCGACGGGAGAAGGAGAGUGGGUGUGAGGUUCUGACGCAUCAGAAGUGGAGUGGUGCGACGUAUAUGGAUGGGAUUAUUGGAGCUAUUCAAGCGGGCAGCUCGGGUAGCAGGAGUAUGGGAGAGGGGAAUACCGAGGGGACGUUUUAG
This is a messenger RNA of Neohortaea acidophila, 1686 nucleotides long. RefSeq names its product isocitrate lyase. The coding region runs from base 1 to 1686 and encodes 561 amino acids. The transcript has a single exon. Lineage: Eukaryota; Fungi; Ascomycota; Dothideomycetes; Mycosphaerellales; Teratosphaeriaceae. The record is from RefSeq and is a predicted model, not a curated record. Gene Ontology annotation, cellular component: mitochondrial matrix. Gene Ontology annotation, molecular function: isocitrate lyase activity; methylisocitrate lyase activity.